GUCCCCGCCUCUCCUUAACCUGCUAGCUGAGGUGGGGAGCGGCAGAAGGAGCCGGCCGCGCGGUGAUUGGCGGAGGCCGCUCCCAGCCCCCGACACGCGCCCCUCCCCCGCUCCCCACUCUGGACUCCCGCGCUGGGCGCGCUGAGGCGGCCCCCGAGCGAGCGCGCGUGCAGCCGCCGCCGCCCCGAGCACCCGCAGCUCCGGCGCCGCGGCGAGACGGAGACGGACCGAGCCACGGGCCCCCGCGGCCGCAGCAUCUCGGAGGAGUGGGUGAUGGCAGGGGGGUCGGUGGGCUUACCCCUCCCGGGCUAGGACAUCCUCCUCUCCCCCUUCUGUUUCUGCGUGAGGCGCACAAAAGGGCGGGGAGCCGGGAACAUGCUUGCCAACUCAGCCAGCGUGAGGAUCCUCAUCAAGGGAGGCAAGGUGGUGAACGAUGACUGCACCCACGAGGCUGACGUCUACAUCGAGAAUGGCAUCAUCCAGCAGGUGGGCCGCGAGCUCAUGAUCCCUGGCGGGGCCAAGGUGAUUGAUGCCACAGGAAAACUGGUGAUCCCUGGUGGCAUCGACACCAGCACCCACUUCCACCAGACCUUCAUGAAUGCCACGUGCGUGGACGACUUCUACCAUGGGACCAAGGCAGCACUCGUCGGAGGCACCACCAUGAUCAUCGGCCAUGUCCUGCCCGACAAGGAGACCUCCCUUGUGGACGCUUAUGAGAAGUGCCGGGGUCUGGCCGACCCCAAGGUCUGCUGUGACUACGCCCUCCACGUGGGGAUCACCUGGUGGGCACCCAAGGUGAAAGCAGAAAUGGAGACACUGGUGAGGGAGAAGGGUGUCAACUCGUUCCAGAUGUUCAUGACCUACAAGGACCUGUACAUGCUUCGAGACAGUGAGCUGUACCAAGUGUUGCACGCUUGCAAGGACAUUGGGGCAAUCGCCCGCGUCCAUGCUGAAAAUGGGGAGCUUGUGGCCGAGGGUGCUAAGGAGGCACUGGAUUUGGGCAUCACAGGCCCAGAAGGAAUCGAGAUCAGCCGUCCAGAGGAGCUGGAAGCUGAAGCCACUCAUCGCGUUAUCACCAUUGCAAACAGGACUCACUGUCCGAUCUACCUGGUCAACGUGUCCAGUAUCUCGGCUGGUGACGUUAUCGCAGCUGCUAAGAUGCAAGGGAAGGUUGUGCUGGCGGAGACCACCACUGCACAUGCCACGCUGACAGGCUUACACUACUACCACCAGGACUGGUCCCACGCGGCUGCCUAUGUCACGGUGCCUCCCCUGAGACUGGACACCAACACCUCAACCUACCUCAUGAGCCUGCUGGCCAAUGACACUCUGAACAUCGUGGCAUCAGAUCACCGGCCUUUCACCACAAAGCAGAAAGCUAUGGGCAAGGAAGACUUCACCAAGAUCCCACAUGGAGUGAGUGGCGUGCAGGACCGCAUGAGCGUCAUCUGGGAGAGAGGAGUGGUUGGAGGAAAGAUGGAUGAGAACCGUUUUGUGGCCGUUACCAGUUCCAACGCAGCUAAGCUUCUGAACCUGUAUCCCCGCAAGGGCCGCAUUAUUCCCGGAGCCGAUGCUGAUGUGGUGGUGUGGGACCCAGAAGCCACAAAGACCAUCUCAGCCAGCACGCAGGUCCAGGGAGGAGACUUCAACCUGUAUGAGAACAUGCGCUGCCACGGCGUGCCACUGGUCACCAUCAGCCGGGGGCGCGUCGUGUAUGAGAACGGCGUCUUCAUGUGCGCCGAGGGCACCGGCAAGUUCUGUCCCCUGAGGUCCUUCCCAGACACUGUCUACAAGAAGCUGGUCCAGAGAGAGAAGACUUUAAAGGUUAGAGGAGUGGACCGCACUCCCUACCUGGGGGAUGUCGCUGUUGUCGUGCACCCUGGGAAAAAAGAGAUGGGAACCCCACUCGCAGACACUCCUACCCGGCCCGUCACCCGGCAUGGGGGCAUGAGGGACCUUCAUGAAUCCAGCUUCAGCCUCUCUGGCUCUCAGAUCGAUGACCAUGUUCCAAAGCGAGCUUCAGCUCGGAUCCUCGCUCCUCCCGGAGGCAGGUCGAGUGGCAUUUGGUAAAGGCAUUGCCAAGCCCCCCGAGUGAGGACGCACCGCCGCCACCAGCCCGCAACUCUCCGGCCGCAGCUGCAGGGGCAGGAGAGGCUGGGCUGGGCAGCACACCACCCAAGGGGGGCCCCGGGACCCACGGAGCCCUCCCUAUGUCUGCAAAGUGAUUCACUGUGCUUCGAGCCAACUCUAACAGGCACUCUGAGAUGUGUUCCUCCUGCUGUAGUCCUUUCUGCCUUGGCCUCGGCUGGCUUUUCUGGGGCCCAGGAAGCCCACACUAUGCACAGAGCCCAAUGCAUAGAGCCCUGGCCAGCCCUUCCUCUCACUCCUGCCUCCGCUGGCUUUGGGAAAGCCCAGACUUUAGUGCCCUGCCCCCUGGCUGACUGACCAGUUGCCCAGAGCACUUUAGCAGAUGUGGUUUCAAAGUAAAGGCCUCCUCCCCCACCCCUUAGGCCCCGUGGUGACAUUUCCCAAGUCAGACAGAUGUCAGCUUCCCAGCCAUGCCCAGGACGUCCUAUCUCCCCCAACCCACCUCUGGCCCUGUGUAGGGGCAGGGAUGGGGGUGGCUGGGACUCCCGGUGCCCCUCGCCAGCUUCUCCUGCGCCCCGCCCACACCCUCAGGGGGUCACAGGCCCAGAAGGGUAGCUGGGCAGGGCUCGAGGCUGGUGCCAGGCACGUGUAAAUGGUUUUGUUUUGCACGUUUGGUUUGCGCAGUAGUUUGGUUUGACUUGUUUGUGCAUCCUGUGAAAAAUAACGGUGCUUGUGUCACUAGCAUAGAAUAGCAACAGGAAUAGAUGUGGUCCUUAGGAGACGCUGCACUCGACACCAACCAGACAGCACAGGGCAGGGGCGGUGGAGGGGGCUGGGCUCACAGGCCUCUCUUUUCCCCGCCUGCGGUCUUCUGGGCUGCGGGAGGCCCUGGCCCUUUCCCCUUCCCCUCCCCUCCUUGUCUAGUUUCCCACAUUCCAAAAGGAGGCCUGGGAUGCUAGCCCCGGAGAUGCCAGCCCUUCAGGAAGCAGGUGUCCUUUCCCCUCUCUGCCCCUGAUCACUCCCAGCACUCCCCUUGCCUUUCCCUGUCUUCACCUGCCACCACACACACACACACACACACACACACGCACGGCUUCCUAUAACUUCUUCCUGCUGGACAGAGACUCAGCGCUCCUCCUGUGUGACUGGCAAGAGGCCUCAUGCCUGCUGAGAGAGGAGGAGUGGGAGAGGGGCUUGCCAGACACCAGAGAGGGAGACCCCAGGCCCACAGGACCUGGCUGUCGAACCCGCAUUGCUGCUCAGGUGCCGUGAUCUCCCGUGGUCGGCACCAGGCCCUCGCCAGCUCAUGGCCUCAUCUUCUCCCCUGUCCAUCCAGGUAGGCCCUCCCUGCUUCUAAAGCCCCACAGAAGUUCCCAUGGAAACACUAGAGGCCGGGUGUCUCCUUCCACCUCCAGUGAUCUGGGAAGUGACCCAGCUGCCUGCCCUUGUUAAGCCUUGUCUGCCCCGUGGGAAGUGACUUCAUGUUGCACAUGUGAUUUCAGCCCCCGAGGCUUGCGCGAGGCUUCUGGACCCUCAGUUAAAGGUCAGCCCCUGGCCGGGUGCGGUGGCUCACGCCUGUAAUCCCAGCACUUUGGGAGGCCGAGGCGGGUGGAUCACGGAGUCAGGAGAUCGAGACCAUCCUGGCUAACACGGUGAAACCCCGUCUCUACUAAAAAUACAAAAAUUAGCCAGGCGUGGUGGCGGGCGCCUGUAGUCCCAGGUACUGAGGAGGCUGAGGCAGGAGAAUAGCGUGAACCCGGGAGGCGGAGCUUGCAGUGAGCCAAGAUCACGCUACUGCACUCCAGCCUGGACGACAGAGUGAGACUCCAUCUCGAAAAACAGACAAACAAAAAAGUCAGCCCCUGCACAUCUCUGUAGUGCUUUUCAUGUAUUCAAACCACUUCCAUAUAUGACCUCUCACUUGGUCCUCAUGACAAUGGAGCACUUAUUAUUAUUCCCAUUUUACAGAUGAGGAAACUAAGACCCAGAAAGUUCAGGUCCUCUGACCCCAGAAGUGUCUGUGACGACCCUCCCAACCUUGGCUAUCUACCCCAGCUGUGGAGAGGAGGUCUGGGGUGACAUCUAUUGUAGAUCCCACCUGAGAGUUUAACCAAUGAGAAGACUUACUUUCCUGGUAGGCAGCCUGCUUUGUUUUGCACAGGAAGAUAGAUUUUUUUUCUCAUCUUUCUUAUAAACAACCUCAUGCACAUUCUGUGUUUGAGCCAAGACUAGUCACCCAUUGGGGGCUAACCGUGCAGUGUGAGCUGCAUCCACACCCUCACUUCUCCCUUCACUCCCCCUUUCCUCACUCAGGGGCUGAGAGGACAGAGGUGGUCAGCCGGGGAGCAGAGGUGGCGAAGGGGCUCAUGGCAAGUGGCAGCCAUUGGAACAGGGGUGAGGACCCAGGCCUGGGAAAGCCACCAGGGAUGGGGGAAACCAUGACGCCGCCUCCUGGUGCAGUGCACACCAUCUCUAUCCCUGUCAGCCCUCACUGGGUCAUGGGCCUUGGGCAGAUGCCAAAGAGCCCAGCAGCAGCGGUAGUGGCCAGCUGGGCAGAGCAUCCUUGCUUGGGCUAGGAAAGCUUUACCUUCUCUGAGUGCCUCCACCCGAGAGAUGUGUGACCCGUGGCACCGGGGAACCACAUCUUGGAGUGGUCCACUGUAGGCCAUGCGCUUCAUCCACCCCCAGUCCUUACAUAGGCCCUACCCUUGCCCGGGAGCUUCUAGAUAGAAAUCAGAAAGAGAUUCAAGGAGCCGAAUGAGCGGUCAGCCCCCACCAUGCACUCCUUGCCCCGUGCAGAGCUCCAGCCAGCUUCGUCACCAGCCCCACUGGCUCCUGGUUGGAAUGAAAGGGUCUCUGGUUGCACUGAAUGCAGCUCUCAAACUGGUCUUGUACUUGCUGAAUAAAUACUGUUGUUCUUGCCUUAGCUGCUCUCUAGGUUUGUGGGGUUAAGUUGCCAGAAAAUUGUGCUACUGUGUGUGCGUGUGCGUGCGUGUGUGUAGUGCUAGGAGUCCACAGUAGGUCUCUGUCAAGCCAAUGUCGUGAUGAGGGCUUUUCCGAUACUGACCCAGAAGCCACAGAACCACAAGGAAACCCAAACCCCCUCCAGCUGCUGAGGCGCAGGCACAGCCUGGGGUCGGGAUGGAGCCUCCAGCACCCCAGCACCCAGGUGACUUCCCCACUCCCCUGUAAAUGUCAUGGUGCUAAGACUGUGUCAACCCCAAGACGACACAUGGUCCUGUGCUUUGGCCACCGUUUGAGGCAAAAACUAAACAGCCCGACACGUUGUGUUCUGGUGCAGGUUUGUAUUAAACUGUAGCUACUUCUCA
Molecule: messenger RNA, 5417 nt
Organism: Gorilla gorilla gorilla (western lowland gorilla)
Lineage: Eukaryota; Metazoa; Chordata; Mammalia; Primates; Hominidae
Gene: DPYSL5
Product: dihydropyrimidinase like 5
Exons: 13
Coding region: 376-2070 (564 amino acids)
Cellular component (GO): cytosol; cytoplasm
Molecular function (GO): hydrolase activity, acting on carbon-nitrogen (but not peptide) bonds, in cyclic amides
Source: RefSeq, a predicted model, not a curated record